GCUUACGUCUUACAUCGACAACCAUAUAUAUCCACUCCCACUACCUUCUUGUCGUCUGCUCUCGACAAGUGGUUUACACAGCUUUCAACCUCCUCACAACAAACACAAUAAUCCCACCACAGCUCAAAUGGCUUCCCAAAUGGAGUGGUCUCACGAGUUCUGCCUCUCUUGUGACAGGCAACUAGCAGAGGGCGGAACGUACUGCUCUCAAGCCUGCCGCCUGGCUGAUCUCGAGAAGGCUGGACAGCCUACCUCUCCCACAAACCUCUCCUCUUCAGCUUCCUCUUCCACUUCUUCGGCAAACGGCUUCUACCUACCUCCUGCCGUCAACUUCUCCGCGUACAAGGCUCCCUCGACAUCAAAGGGCUUCAUCGAGCCAUCGAGUCCUCACCACCACACCUACUACUCCAACUACACCCACCAACAACCCCAAUCCCAGAGCUCUUACUUCUCUCAAGCGGCAGCUACAACCUCAGGCCACCAGCACCAGCGAAGUCUCUCCCCCUCUUCGUCUCGAUCUUCUCUGUCCUCGGCAGCCUCGCAAAACCCGUCCGGUCUCUCGAUGCAGGCGGCUCAACAACUCAACAGCUACGUGCGGUCAUUCGACCAGGUGCGGGACAUGAAGAGGCGGAUGAACUACUAGGCCAAUCCGCCCACAUCUUCCUUCUUCUCGAUUCACUUCAUCGCACAUCAUGACACGGAGUUCGCAUCAUCAUAACCAUCUCAUAUAACGACGAUCACGGAGUAUCAAUGCACUAGCAAAGAGGAGUUUUCUGGAGCCUUUCGUCACCUUCAUCGUCAUACAACUACUACUGCUACUACCACAUUACCGG
Messenger RNA from Aaosphaeria arxii CBS 175.79, 833 nucleotides. RefSeq lists its product as uncharacterized. Bases 128 to 643 code for a protein of 171 amino acids. The record is from RefSeq and is a predicted model, not a curated record. Lineage: Eukaryota; Fungi; Ascomycota; Dothideomycetes; Pleosporales. The transcript has a single exon.